AUGCCAGCCUGCAAUGAAACCAAUAUUGGUCAUGCAACCUUCCUCCUGGAAGGCAUCCCUGGGCUGGAAGCUGUGGGCCCCUGGAUCUCCGUCCUGUUCUGCUUCACGUACCUCAUGGCAAUUUUAGGAAACGGUCUCAUUCUGUUUGUGAUAAAGACACGGAAGAGUCUCCAUCAGCCCAUGUACUUGUUUCUUUGUAUGUUGUGUGUCACCGACCUUGGCUUAUCUGCUUCCACCUUGCCCACAGUGCUCAGUGUCUUCCUGUUUAACACCAGGGAACUUGGCUUUGAUCUCUGUCUGGCCCAACUUUUCUUUAUUCACACUUUCUCCAACAUAGAAUCCGCUGUACUACUCGCCAUGGCCUUUGACCGCUUUGUUGCCAUCCGCCAUCCGCUGAGAUAUGCUUCAAUUUUAACCAGUGCCAGGAUAGGAAACAUUGGGCUGGCGACAAUAAUCAGGGCUAGCGGUCUGCACAUCCCACUCAUCCUUCUUCUCAAGAGGUUGCCGUACAACCAGAUUCAACCGCUCUCCUAUUCCUAUUGUUUGCAUCCAGAUGUGAUGAAGGUGGCCUGCGCAGACACUACGCCCAAUAGCUACUAUGGCUUGUUUCUUGUUCUUUCUACUCUGGGCCUGGAUUCCGUGCUUAUUGUAUUGUCUUACGUCAUGAUCCUUAACACAGUGCUGAGUCUCACAUCCUGGCGUGAGCGUCUCAAAGCCCUGAACACCUGCAUCUCCCACAUCUGUGUCACCCUGCUAUUCUACAUCCCACUGCUCAGUUUGACGAUGAUUCACAGGUUCAGGAAAAAUGCCUUUCCUCUGAGUCAAAUUCUUAGUACAUAUCUCCACCUCAUCUUCCCCCCUGUGCUCAAUCCCAUUGUGUACAGCAUAAAAACCAAAGAGAUUCGUAAACAGAUCAUGAAGGUCUUUCAGGAUUAUUCCACCAAGAGAUUUCAAUAG
Messenger RNA from Pelodiscus sinensis (Chinese soft-shelled turtle), 957 nucleotides. RefSeq names its product olfactory receptor 51G2-like. Gene Ontology annotation, cellular component: plasma membrane. Gene Ontology annotation, biological process: G protein-coupled receptor signaling pathway. Gene Ontology annotation, molecular function: olfactory receptor activity; G protein-coupled receptor activity. Lineage: Eukaryota; Metazoa; Chordata; Testudines; Trionychidae. The record is from RefSeq and is a predicted model, not a curated record.